AACAAGUCGCCGACAUAUUGGAUUUUGACAGUCCAUAAACAGAACGGAAUCGUAACUACAGACCGUAUUACAAAAGAUGUAAAUAUGCCUGUGUGCAGUGUUAAGGGAUGUAAAAAUAGGUACGAGAAUGUGAAAGAAAAGAAAAUACGUUUCUUUUCUUUCCCGAAAGACGAAGACACUGCAGCAAAGUGGAUAAAAGCAUGUGGUAAAAGUGUUAACCUCAAAAAUGCUCGAGUAUGUUCCAUACAUUUUGCACUAAAUUGUUAUAAGGAAAUCCCAGAACAUUUAAAAUGCUUAGGUGAUAAUUAUGCAAAGGGGAUACGUACACUUUUACCAAAUGCAGUACCGACAGAAAAUUUGAUUUUUGAGGAAGCAAAAGGUGUCUUGAGAGAAGUAAACGUGUAUAAAAAAAAUGCAGAAAUAAUAGCUAAAACAAUAGUUAAUUCAAAUAUGAGCAGAGACAAUGCUGAAAAUAUAAAUACAGAAAAUGUAUGCACACACAUUGAGGUUUCAAAUGACCAAAAUUGCAAAAGCAUGAAUAUUUCCACAUCAGUCAAUAACAUAAUCAAUGAAAAUGUCAGUGUUUCAGAUAAAAAUGAAGUAACAAAGGAUUGCGAAAACUUGUUUGUCAGUGUUUCUGAUAGUAAUAAAAUUACUUUAAGUAAUGUAGAACAUUCAUUUAACAUGGCUGGAUGUAGUGAAAGUCAAUCGAUUGUACAAGAUCAUCAUGAAACUGUCAGGUGUCAAGAAAAACUGAAAGAUGAAGAAUUGGCAAAAAAGAAUAAGGAAAUUAAUGCACUUAAAAUAAAAUUAAAGCGUCUUGAAAAGCGAACAAAUAUUACUAUUAAAAAGAAAGUUAACGAAGUUCUUAAAAACGUUUUUACACCAAAGCAAAUUGAAAGAAUUAUGUACCCAAAUAAAAAGCGAGUUAAAUGGAAUAUAGAAGACAUUUCCUCUGCAAUAUCGUUACGGAGUGUCAGUCCAAAAGCGUAUAGAUAUUUAAGGAAAAAUAAAUACCCACUUCCUGGACUAUCUACUUUGCGAAAAUGGGCAACUCGCUUAAAUCUAGAUGAAGGUAUUUUGAAAGAUGUAAUAAGUGUUAUAAAAGAGAAAGGAAAAUCUAUGUCUGCUUCUCAAAAAAUAGUCGUUCUUAGUUUCGAUGAGAUUUAUACAUCGCAAAAAGUAGAGAUUGAAAAAAAAAACGAGCGAGUCGUUGGGCCACACAAGACCUGCCAAGUGGGGAUGGCUAGAGGUUUAUUCGGCAAAUGGAAGCAAGUAAUUUAUUACAAAGCAGAUCAACCUUUAACGCUGGACAUUGUAAAAGAUGUUAUUUCGAAUUUGUACGAUGUUGGUUUCACUGUAGUAGCAGUUACCACUGAUUUGGGAUCUUCAAAUACCAAAGUUUGGACACAACUAAAUAUCGGCAUAAAUGACUCACAAAACUGUUUCUUUUUGCAUCCAAAAGAUCAAAAUCUUAAAGUUUUUGUAUUUGCCGAUGUCCCUCCAUCUACUGAAGCUUGUGAGGAAUCAUUUUUUAGAUAAUGGUUUUAUUAUAAACGAAA
This is a messenger RNA of Temnothorax curvispinosus, 1562 nucleotides long. RefSeq lists its product as uncharacterized. The coding region runs from base 85 to 1542 and encodes 485 amino acids. Lineage: Eukaryota; Metazoa; Arthropoda; Insecta; Hymenoptera; Formicidae. The transcript is spliced from 4 exons. The record is from RefSeq and is a predicted model, not a curated record.